Molecule: messenger RNA, 2463 nt
Organism: Pyricularia pennisetigena
Lineage: Eukaryota; Fungi; Ascomycota; Sordariomycetes; Magnaporthales; Pyriculariaceae
Exons: 4
Coding region: 1-2463 (820 amino acids)
Cellular component (GO): cytoplasm
Molecular function (GO): zinc ion binding
Source: RefSeq, a predicted model, not a curated record
AUGCGGCUGGUCUGGUAUGCCGGGGCCUCGACGGCCCUCGCCGGCGGCGUGGUGUUCUCCGCGUUCAACCAGCGGGCCAAUUUCUACUCGGCCAUGGUCCAUCUGUCCCAGAGCAAUCUCUCCAUAGUGAUCCUACUCAACAUUGUUAUGUUUGUUUACAUCUCCUUCAUAUACGGUCUCCAACGAUUAUGCUACGGACAGCUUCGGCCGGUCGAAAUCGAGCAGCUCUACGAGAAGGCCUGGUUCGCCGUUACCGAAACCUGCUUGGCUAUGACAAUAUUCAGGGAGGAGAUAGGGGCUUUUUUCAUCGUCAUGUUUACGGCCCUCUUGACAGGCAAGGUCUGGGGAUGGAUUGGCGACGGCCGGGUCGAAGUCCUGGAGCAGCAACCACCCGCGAACCCGCGACUUUUCCACGCCCGCCUGAGCAUCUCGCUCAUUGUCAGCGUCAUCUACGACAUAUGGCUACUACAUUACGCAACCCGGACGGUUAUCCAGCAGGCCCGACCUAACAUGACGGUCAUGUUCCUGUUCGAAUUUGCUAUUCUCUUGGUUUGUUCAGUACAAACCGGGCUGCGAUACAUCGUCUCCCUUACCGAGCAGAGCAUUCUCAAGACUCAGACCCGUCAGGGGCUGGAGGCACGACGGAGGCAAAUCCGGGAGCAGAGAGCCGACAUAUUGCGGCGCAGAGAGUCCGGCGAGGCCACAGAGGAAGAGAUAAACGAACCGCUGCCUGACGAGAAUGAUGUCGAAGAAAUGGACAUCGAGGUGCCCGGCUGGGAGGCCAAGGGGCACUGGAUUCUUAUCUUGGAUCUUUGUGCAGACUUUCUCAAGCUCGGCAUUUACGGCGCGUUCUUUGCUCUCAUCCUUAUCUUCUACGGACUGCCUAUCCACAUCAUGCGCGACCUCUUCAUGACGACGCGAUCGUUCGUCAAGCGCCUCGGAGCCUUGUUGCGCUAUAGACAAGCGAUUAAGGAUCUCAACAGGUACCCCGACGCCACCGAGGAAGACCUCAACAGGGAAAAUACGUGCAUCAUCUGUCGAGAGGAGAUGCACCCCUGGAACCCAAAUGAUGCGGUUCGCAUCGAACGGACUCGUCCCAAAAAGCUUCCAUGUGGGCACAUCCUUCACUUCGGCUGCUUAAAGAGCUGGCUUGAACGCCAGCAGGUGUGUCCAACAUGUCGCCGUCCUGUGGUUAUUGGCGCGCCUGAAGCGGGAAGGCGAGAUGCCAACCCUCCCCCGUUUCGAGCCGCCGGGGUGCCUGGCAACCCCGCGAACUUGGCGCCUCAGCCCCCUGCCGGUAACGCUCCGAAUAACCAGCAACAGCCACAGCAGCCAAAUCGCCCAAAUGUCAGGAUGUUUGAUCUCGGACCCAUCAGGCUUGGAUUCGCUAGAGGCGGGGCCCAGGAUCUUCAGGAAAUGGCCCAGAUGAUGGGCGUGCCGGCACCACCUAUCCCUGAGAACAACCAUGCUGCUUUGCAGAACCCAGUGCUACCGCUACAGCCAGGCAUCGUAGCGCCGUCUAAUGUCGAAGCCAUCCAGGCCCAGCUGCGCGCUAUUGAGGAGCGAAUCCAGACGGAGGCAUUUUCAAUCCGAUUCGCCCAGCAGGAGGCUCAGGUGCUUAGGCUGUUACUGCAGCAGCUCGAAAUGAUACGUAAUGCGCAAGCCAGAAACCUUGCUGCUGCAGAACAGGACACAGUCGGGCCACAACCAUCCGCGUCGGGCAGUGGCGUUCAGCCUCAACAGGCACAACAGCAGUCUACAGUUCCUGAUUCUCAAACAAGCAAUCAUAGCCGACAGCCUGCAAGUACAGAUACGAGCUCUAACCCAGGUGUUGUGAACACAAUAUCCCAAGGCUCUCCGGGGGGUUUGCAGCAAGGCGGUCCGUCGGCGCACAACCUGCCUCCGGCAGUACAGUCACUCAGCUCAGUUGCUGGGGCUGGCUCGAUUGGACUCAGCCAUCACACCGUAGCACCAAAUACCACACCGAUCCCAGCUGGUAGCUCUGAUCUACCAGAAGGCCUUGUACUUCCUCCGGGAUGGUCACUAUUGCCACUGAAGAGGGCGGAUGGAAUGCCACCUGCCACGUCUGCGAUCCAAAGAACGGGAGAGAAGAGUCUAGUGGAGGCGGCGGUGGUACCAGAUGCAACCACCCAAAGCCAGUCUGCACAAGAAUCUAAGCUGGCACCGACUGAGUCCGCUCCAGUGACGGGAGGUGUAGGGACCAGAACAACGAGCCAGGACCAGAGGGAUGAUGACGAUAGUGAUACCUCAUCCUCUGAAGAAAGUGAGCAGAGCCACAAUGGUGGACCGACAAACUCCAAGGACGCGAUGCCUUCAUGGGGAGGUGCAGCGCAGCUCUUUGGAGAUAACGGGACGGGAGGAAAUAGGCAGCAGCAAAGUCGUCCAGCUGAUGAUAAGGGCAAAGGCCGAGCUGUAGAAGUUGAAGAUGAGGCCGAUCAGUGA